UAAAUAUUUUCAAUCUAAUUUUUUAAUAGUAAACAUUAAUAUUUAUUGCUAUGGUUAUAACUAUUGAUUGCUGGAUGCAAUAUGCCUCGGAUUUUAACCACGAAAGAAAAUGUAUGCAAGAGGAAGUUUGAUUUGUCACAGUAAUUCUUAUCCAUUUAAAGAAAGAAAUUUAUUUUUUGAAAAACCUAUUAAAAUUGGACGUUCAGUUGCUAGAGCUAGAGCUGCUACUAAUAAUGCAAUAUUUGAUUGUAAAGUUUUGUCUAGAAAUCAUGCAAUUAUAUGGUAUGACUCUGGUAAAUUUUAUUUAAAAGAUACCAAGAGCAGUAAUGGCACUUUCAUUAAUAAUAGGCGUCUCAGUCCAUCUGGAGAAGAAUCAGCAACACACGAUGUGUAUUCUGGUGAUGUUGUACAAUUUGGUGUAGAUGUGGUUGAAAAUAAUCCAAAAGCAAAAGUCACGCAUGGAUGUAUAGUAGCAACCUUAAAACUUUAUUUAGCAAGUGGUAAAGAAGCAAAAGAAAAUCAUUCAAAUUCUGAUUCUUACAUAAAUAUUACUUUCGAAGAUUUAUAUAAAUUAAAUCAGUUUAUACAAGAAGCUGGGCGUAGAGAAAGUGCAUUAAGAAUUAAGCUUGAAUACAUGCAAAUAUUAUUAGAACAAACAAAAAUUGCUGCUCUUCAAUCAUGGAAGGCAUUAGUAUUGGAAGAUUGUCUAUUGUCUCGCUUAGAGAUACUUGAGAGUCAAGUGAUAGCAUAUUCUAAAAAUUUUGGAGAGGAUAAAUUAAGAAUCGAAUUAGUAAAUUUAUUGGAAGACAAAGCUUUAUACCAAAAUGCUACUAAAGAAUUAUUGCAAAAAAAAGUACAAGAAAUAAGUAAAAGUAUCGGAAAAGUACAAAUAUUAAAAUGUCGAUUAAGUGAGACUGAAGAUGAAAUGCAAAUUUUACAUAAUAUAAUUAAAGAUAAUCAGAAUGAAUUACAAGAACUUACAAUUAAAUAUAUGAAGGUUAAACAAACUUUACAAGAUACAACUGAUAAAUUAAAUAAUACCAAGCAUGAAUUAAAAGAAGUAUUACAACAAGCAGAAAAGGAUAAGCAAGAAUUUUUUAAAUCACUUGAAGAUCAAAAAAAUAUUGAAAGGAACUUAAAAUUCAAUAUAAAAGAAUUAAUAUCAAAUAAAAUUAAUAUUCAAAAACAGAUAACUGCAUUAAGAAAUUACAUGCAAAUUGUACAGAACAUAAAAAAUGAAAAUAGCAUGUAUCUAGAAAAAGAUUUUUUAAACCCUGCUAAUAUUAUUGAUAAUAUUUUAAGCAAAUGGAAAUAUCUCUUUUUAGAUGCUGUGAAUUAUGAAAUUUUAGUUGAUAACUUUGAACAAGGAAAUCAACUUAAUUCUAUUGACAAUUAUUCAAAAUUCAGUAAAGCGUUCUGUAUUAAUGAUAAUUUAACAAGGAGCUGUCAUUCCACGACUACUACAUUGGAAUAUAAUAAUUGCAAAUUUAUAUUACCACUUGCAUCUAGUAAUACUUUAUUAAAAUCAAAGACUAUUUUAGACUCAAAGGAUUUAAUAGAUGGAUCUAAAUCUAAAUCUAGUUUAUCAGAUAUUGACAAUUCUCUUAUUUUGGAUUAUGACAAUACGAUUGAAAUUAAAAAAUUAUAUGAAAAUGCUUUAAUAUCUAACAUUGAUGAGAAUAUUAGUGAUAAUGAGAAUGAUAAUAUUGCUUCUAUUCAAUUAAUAUUGAAAUUUCAAAAAAAAAAUACUAUUAUUGAAAUAAAAAAUAAAUUAUUGCCAAAACAAACAAAAUUAACACUUCAACAAGUUCUUUUACUUGACAGUUUUACAACUAAUAUUUUGAAACCAUUAAUUGUAAACAAUUUAAUAGUUAGUAAAAAUUCUCAAGAUUUUAUAGUACAAAAUAUAAUGCAUUUAUCAAAUUCUUUAAAAGUAAGUAAUGAUAAUGUAAAUUAUAUUAUUCUACAAGAGUUACAAGAUUUAAAAAACUGGCUUACUUAUGAACCCAAUAUUAUAAUCUUUGAUAAGUUAAAAAAGUAUCAAGUUAUAAAUGAUAAUCUACAAGUACAAGAGUUAAGUGAACAAUUAGUAAUACUUAAAGAAAAAUAUAAUGCAACUAUUGAUGAAAAAGCUAAUAUAGUUAGAAAGUAUAUAAAUCUUAAAACUCAAUGUAAAGAUUUCAUAAAUACUACUUAUAUGGUGCCUAUAUACUAUGUUGUACCAAUUAUCUUUGCAUUAAUUUGUAUGAUACUAGAGAAAAUAUUGUAAUAACAAAUUUGUUAUUUA
This is a messenger RNA of Ceratosolen solmsi marchali, 2287 nucleotides long. RefSeq names its product Sarcolemma associated protein (gene Slmap). Bases 110 to 2269 code for a protein of 719 amino acids. Gene Ontology annotation, molecular function: protein binding. The record is from RefSeq and is a predicted model, not a curated record. The transcript is spliced from 2 exons. NCBI's taxonomy places the organism in Eukaryota, Metazoa, Arthropoda, Insecta, Hymenoptera, Agaonidae.